Molecule: messenger RNA, 3210 nt
Organism: Aphis gossypii (cotton aphid)
Lineage: Eukaryota; Metazoa; Arthropoda; Insecta; Hemiptera; Aphididae
Source: RefSeq, a predicted model, not a curated record
UUCUCAACACUAAUGAGUAAUGACCAUAAUUUGUUCAAGAUAGUUUUAAUAUCUAAUAUAUUAUAUUAUAAAUAUUAUAUCUACUAUCAUUUCUCCAUUAGAUAUAGUAUAAAAGUAAGUACCUAUUUGUGAUAAUUAAAUUAUUAUUAUUUUAUUACUCGCAUUAUUCAUUAGUAUAACUAGUAUAAGGUAAUUAUAUAAUUAAAUAUUAUGAUCAACGAUAAUAGUGCAUAUCAAAAUGGGAAGACAUCAAAAUUAUUGUCAUUCUGUAAAACUGUCCACACCAGUAACAACUUACAUUCUAAUUGAAUUUUUAUUGUGGUUUAAUUUUUUUUUAUUUAACGUUAAAAUGGAUCAACUUAAAAAACGUACUCGUCAACCAUCGAAAAAGUUAUCAACUAAAAAGAAAUUGAGUAAUCGAGUGAUGAAUUUUCUAGGAAUUCAAAACAAAACCAAUCCCAAUCCAGAGGUCGUAGAAUCUGUUGUGAAACCUUUUUUCUUGGGUGAUGACAAUCAACUACCAUGCACAUCAAGGGAAACAAUUAGUCAAAAUCCAGAGCUCGUAAAAUCUGUUGAGGCACCUUUUUUCUUAGGUGCUGACAAUCAACUACCAUGCACAUCAAGGGAAACAAUUAGAAAAAUAAAUGAUCCGGAGGGUAAUGCAAAUAAUUAUUGGAAUACUGAAGAAAAUUUACAUAACUUAACAGUGGACGAAUCUAUACUUAGUAAUCAAGAAAUUAAGCAAUGUGAUGUUGAUGAAAGUUCGGGAAGACGAAUAGUGGAUAUGCAUUACGUUUUUAGUCAAAUUAAAAACAGUGUUCAUAGAGGGUCAUUUGGUUGUACAUUUUUAAAUAUGACGUUUAUUUCUGAGAAAAAACACGGGUUUAGAUCAUCAUUUAAGUUUAAAUGUGAUGUUUGUAAUAUUGUUAUGUUUAUCGACUCAGAAAAGUUGAAACCUGAAGCUUAUUUGCCAGUAAAUUAUUCCGCCGUUAAUGGAUCAAUAGCAGCUGGAAUUGGAUUUACACAGUUGUCCGAAUUGUGUGCGAUAAUCGAUAUACCUUGUAUGUCUUCAACUACUUUUCUGAAAAUUCAAGAGUUUAUUUGCAAAAGAAUUCACGAAGUUGCAGAGGAACAAAUGAAAAUUGCUGGUGAAGAAGAACGUCGUUUAGCAAUAAAAGCUGGUACAUUAGAUGUUGAUGGAACCCCUAUGUGCACUGUAGUUGCGGAUGGACAGUGGUCAAAGCGCAGUUACAAGACUAAAUAUGAUGCAUUAUCUGGAGUGGCAACAAUAAUAGGUUAUAGAUCGAAAAAAAUUUUGUUUGUGGGAAUUAGAAACCGUUAUUGUAUAAUUUGCCAAAGGGCCAAAAAUAAAAAACUAUCUCCACCUGACCAUACUUGUUUUUUAAAUUGGAAAAAGGGUGCAACAAGCAUGGAAGCCGAUGCCAUUGCCGAUGGAUUUAAACAAAGUUUGGAAAUGCAUGGACUCAAAUAUAACAAACUAAUAGGAGAUGGAGAUUCUAGCGUUUCAAAAAGGCUAUCUGAAAUCAUGCCUUAUGGACCUAGACUACUCGUAAAAAAAAUAGAAUGUCGUAAUCAUUUAUUGCGAAAUUAUGGUACAAAAUUAGCAGCUAUGACAGCAAACACGAAGUAUCCAAUUUUGUUAAGAAAACAUGUAAAAGCCAAUGCAUUACGUUUUAGAUUUUCAAUAACUAAGGCAAUUGAAUAUCGUAAUAGUUUACAAGGUCAAUCAGAUUACGAAAAAGAAGUUGGAUUACGGAAAGAUAUAAGUAAUAGUUUUCGUCACAUUUUGGGUAGCCAUGAUCGAUGUGAGCCAUAUUUUUGCAAGGGCACAAUACCAAAUGAAAAAAAUAUGAUUUUAGAAGCUGAAAGAUCGGGAUUCUUAACUGAUAUAUCUCAAAUAAUAUCUCGUUUAGUCGUCAAUGUUGAUAGUUUACUUAUGAAUGUUGACAACAACGUGUGUGAACAAUUCAAUAGUGUAAUUAAUAAACAUUUAGCGGGUAAACGAAUAAAUUACUCACAAAGAAAUUCAUACAACUCACGAGUUGAAGCUGCGGUUAUAUCAUAUAAUUCAAGUGGACAAUUUCUUCGUUUAAUGCAUAAAAAUAUACAAAAUGAUAUAAGCCCAGGUAUAAUAGGAAAGAAAUUCCUUACAUCCAAUAAAAAAAAAAGAAACCAAUCUAAAAAACGUCUUUUUCCUACAAGUAUACAGAAAAAGAGUAAUGUUGGCCCGGAUCAACAUUAUGGUUUAGCCGAACCAUUACCCGAAGAAGAUAAUAUUUCAAAAGAAGAGUUACAAAAAAUAAAAGAUGAUUUUAUCAAUUCACUACGAUUAGAUAGAAACGGGCGCUUGGAUAUUGAAAAGAAAACUAGAGAACAAGCUAAUUCUCAAAUUUGGCAUGCUGAACGAAGGAAUAGACUUACAACAUCAAAUUUUGGCCGUGUUUGUAAACUACUACGACCAACUACGUCUUGUAAAAUUUCUGUUUACGAUAUAUUAUAUAGGACAUUUUUUUCGAAGGCAACUGAUUAUGGUAAAGCCACCGAACCAGAAGCUAUCGUCGCAUUGGAAAAUAUUUUAAAAUGCAAAAUCCAUCCGUGUGGGCUUAUCAUCGAUGAACAAUUUCCUUACCUAGCAACAACUCCAGACGGUAUUAUCAAUGACGAUUUUUUAGUUGAAAUUAAAUGCCCGUUCGCAGUCAGAGAUACGUUGACAUUUUCGGAAGCGAUAAACAGUAAAAAAUUAUUAUUCUGUCGACUCGAUGACAAUGGAAAAAUGCAGCUAAAAGUUGAUCAUAAUUAUUAUUAUCAAGUUCAGGGACAAAUGCAUAUUUCCAAACGAAGAUUUUGUUAUUUCUUCGUUUAUUCAAAAAAUUGGACAGAAGUACAAAUAAAUUAUGAUGUUUGCUUUUGGAAUACAAAAAUGGUUGAUAAAUUAAAACUAUUUUACAUGGAAUGUUUACUACCAGAAAUAGUGAAUCCUCAGUAUGGAAAACGAUUACAAAUAGAUGACAUAAAAGAUCCAGAACACAUUUUGGAAAACAUAAAAACAAAAAACAAAACUAAAAUAAAUUUGAAACUAAAUUAUAAAUGAUUUAAUAUUAGAACCCAUGUUUAUAGUAUACAUAUUUCUAUACAUAUAUAUAUAUAUACCGUAUCCAAAUAUUUUAAUAAAUUAUUUAUUACGAAAUA